AGAGAGAUGGGUUCGUACUCCGGAGACAACGAUAUCAUAAUAAUCGGUGCCGGCAUCUGUGGCCUCGCUACCGCCCUUGCGCUCCACAGGAAGGGUAUUGGCAGUGUAGUUCUAGAAAGGGCCGACUCUCUACGGGCGUCGGGAGCUGCAAUCGACAUUCACACCAAUGGUUGGCGCGCACUUGAUCAGCUGGGCGUAGGUCCCACUCUUCGAGAGAAAGCUAAUCGUAUAUAUGUGGUGCGACAUGUUUCUCUCGACAAUGGGAUGACACGGGAAGUACUAUAUGGGAAUGAAGAGUAUCGCAACUUGGUGAGGAGUGAUCUCAUCCAAGCACUUUUUGAUGGCCUACCGCCCCGAACAGUCCACUUCGGCUGCCAUAUCGUCCAAGUCAAAACAGAUCCAGUAACUUCUCAGUCCGUCCUUCAUUUCGAUGAUGGCAGUGUGGCCACUGCCAAGAUUUUAAUCGGCUGCGACGGAGUAAACUCGAUAGUGGCAGAAUCACUCAAGCUAAAGCCCACUAGAAGCUCUCAUACAGGUGUACUGCAAGGGCUUACAAAUUACCCAAAUGGUCAUGGAUUUGGCAACGAUUUCAUCCUGAUGAAGAAAGGACAUGUGAUUGUAGGGAGAAAUCCAAUCGGCAACAAGCUCGUCCAUUGGUUCAUAUUCCAGACGCGACUUCCUGAAGAUUAUGGAAUAUCAGGGAAGCCCGAAAUCAUCCGAGAAGCAGCACUGGAAUUAAUUAAGGGAUUUCCACCAGAAAUGACCGAAUUGGCGGAGAACAGUCUACUCGACUCUUUUACUUUCACAAAGAUAAGAUACAGAGCACCGUGGGAUCUGUUAUUGGGAAACUUGCACAGGGGAACGGUGACUGUGGCAGGGGACGCAAUGCAUGUGAUGGGGCCAUUCCUUGGGCAAGGCGGUGCAGCUGGCCUAGAAGAUGCAGUUGUGCUUGGAAGAUGCCUGGCGAAAGCGAUGCAGAUGGACCGAAAUGGAGAUUACGACGGGAAGCAGCUGGCGACUAGAGUUGGGUUGGCACUCGUUGAAUAUGUUAAAGAAAGGAGGAUGAGGGUGACAAGGUUGUCUAUGCAGACGUACCUUAAUGGAUUGUUGAUGGCAACCUCAUCCGGUUUUACGAGUGGAUUGAUUGUGUUCGUGUUAAAGACUAUUUGGUGGCGCACUUGAACAUACUCAAUAUGACUGUGGCCGCCUUUGAAAACGUGUGUUCGUGUUUUCACAAUAACCUGCUGCAAAGUGAUGCAAUAAGAUUGGGAGUGGGGCCAACGAUCACCUUAGCCCACACAUUCAAAGCUCCCCUCUUCCUAGGGCCCUCUCUCUUCUAAUUAUUAAAUUUCAUGCAUGCUUUCUAAAAUGAGCUUUGUAAGGGAAAAAUAGUUAAUAAUGUAUGUUAAUUUCUUUCUUUGUGAGAAUUUUUUGAUUUUCCUUUGAGAGUAAUUCCUCUCCUUUAUAUUUGAGUGAGGGAAUUACCAACCUUGAGUGAGUUCCCA
Messenger RNA from Magnolia sinica, 1505 nucleotides. Its product is annotated as monooxygenase 1-like. Bases 7 to 1182 code for a protein of 391 amino acids. Gene Ontology annotation, molecular function: FAD binding. The record is from RefSeq and is a predicted model, not a curated record. The transcript is spliced from 6 exons. Lineage: Eukaryota; Viridiplantae; Streptophyta; Magnoliopsida; Magnoliales; Magnoliaceae.